AUGUCUUCUCCCAAUACUCUCCAUCUCAACCAGUCUAGCCCCACUGAGUUUGUGUUCCGAGUAUUAACCACUUCUCCUAAAAUCCAGGUCCUCCUCUUCUGCUUCUUCCUUCUCCUCUACAUAAUGAUUCUCUGUGGUAACAGUGCCAUCAUUGGGGUUGUAUGCACCUAUAGCUCCCUUCACACCCCCAUGUACUUCUUCUUGUCCAACCUGUCUUUCCUAGAAAUCUGUUACACCACUACUACUGUACCCCUGAUGCUCUCCAACAUCUUCGGAGCUCAGAAGCCCAUCUCACUGGCUGGAUGUGGGGCCCAGAUGUUAUUUUUUCUCACCUUUGGUGGUGCUGAUUGUUUCCUACUGGCUGUCAUUGCAUAUGACCGCUAUGUGGCCAUUUGCCAUCCCCUGCACUAUACCCUCAUCAUGACUCAGCAGUUGUGUAUCCAGAUGGUGGUUGGCUCCAUGUGCCUGGCUAUUUCCCUUACACUGCCACUCACAGCACUGGUUUGCUCCCUUCCCUUCUGUGGCCAUCGCCAAGAGAUCAAUCACUUUCUCUGUGAUGCCCCACCUGUCCUUAGGCUGGCCUGUGAGGAUACCCACAUACACCAGGCUGUCUUAUAUGUGGUGGGUAUCUUUGUGUUGGUCAUUCCCUUCCUACUCAUCUGCAUCUCCUAUAUUUUCAUCGCUAUCACUAUCUUGCGUAUCCGCUCAGCAGAGGGGCGCCGGCGGGCCUUCUCCACCUGCUCCUCCCAUCUUACAGUGGUCUUACUGCAAUAUGGCUGCUGUAGCCUGGUCUACUUGCGUCCCAGGUCCAGCACCUCAGAGGAUGAGGACCGGCAGUUCGCCUUAGUUUAUACCUUUGUCAUACCUCUGCUUAAUCCCCUCAUUUAUACCCUACGGAACAAAGAUGUCAAAGAAGCUCUGAAAAAAUCCGUGAGCCGCAAAGCAGCCUCUGAAACUCUAUGA
Messenger RNA from Trichosurus vulpecula (common brushtail), 963 nucleotides. Its product is annotated as olfactory receptor 10Q1-like. Bases 1 to 963 code for a protein of 320 amino acids. The transcript has a single exon. Gene Ontology annotation, biological process: G protein-coupled receptor signaling pathway. Gene Ontology annotation, molecular function: olfactory receptor activity; G protein-coupled receptor activity. Gene Ontology annotation, cellular component: membrane. The record is from RefSeq and is a predicted model, not a curated record. Lineage: Eukaryota; Metazoa; Chordata; Mammalia; Diprotodontia; Phalangeridae.